ACCCUUUCCCUUGAUAAAUGGUCGAAAUUUCAAUUAAAUUAUUCAGAUCUUUUCCCUUAUAUGUUAGUAUAUAUGAAUUCUUUAUUUUGGCAUAAACUAAAAUCUCAAGGCACAGUCCCAAGCCCUCGCGAAGGCUUAUCCCUACUCUAUACAGCCAGACUUAGAAAAUGAAUCCUCUUUGGAGGCACAGGCGACCGAAGAUCAAGCGAAGUUUUUAUUUAUGAUCCAGUUACCGGACAAUGGGAAUCAAUCGAAGCUGAAGGAAAUGGCCCAAAAGGCCGUGGUUACCAUGUCGCCUGAAUUGAUGACGUUCACAACGUUAUGUUUGUCCAUGGUGGCCAAGGCGAAAAAAGAGACUCUUUAAGUGAUAUUUAUGCUUUAGAUUUAGAUCAGUGGAUUUGGAAAAAGCUUUAUAUCAUAGACCAACCAAGCGGAAGAGCUCAUCAUGCCGCUUGUAAGCUAAGAGACACCGUCUUUUUAUACGGAGGGUGCAGUGCUCCUGAAAAUUUGUUAUUAGACGACUUAUGAAGUUUUGUAUUUUUCGACAUUGACUGAAGUGCAAGUGGGACUGAAGUCCCAGCACCAGGCUGGGUUAGGCAUAAAACUAAAGGAUCAAGCCCUGGCCCUCGAAAAGGUCACACAUUGUGCAGCUACCAAGACACAUUGAUUUUAUUUGGCGGAGUUAGUAUCCAGAAAUACUCCUCAGAUCUAUAUAUUUUAAAUGUAAGCGACAUGAGGUGGCAUCGGGCACAACCUAGAGGCAAAGGACCAAGCCCAAGAGCGUUUCAUGCGACUGCAAUUUUAGAUAACAACUGUAUAGCAAUUUUUGGAGGGGUAGAGUCCUUAAGAGAAGGGAGAGCAGAAAGACUGAACAUUUUGAAUGAUUUUUAUAUACUAGAUUUAGAACAAAUGCAUUGGAGCGUUCCCAUUAUGGGAGGAUACUGCCCAAGCAGAAGAUAUGGGCAUGCUAUGUGCUGGGGGCAGAGUUCUGAAGAUAAAUCACAGUUAUUACUAUUAGGCGGCCUUGAGCUGAGCUAUUGUCCUAUUGAAGUGUAUUCACUUGAAAAAACAGAAGUAGGCCCUGGGCAAGCUUGACAGGUUUCUGUGUCCCAACAAGGAGAAAAAAUUCCUCAAAGCAAAGUUGAGAAUACAAUUCAUGAACAAAUGAAAAAAAUCAAUGAAUUGCAAACCCAGCUGUCUAUGAAUAGAGAUAAAAUAGUGAUUUUAGAGAACGAAAAACAAGUAUUAUCUGAUCAAAUUGAACAGGAGUCAAGAGAGUCAGCAAAACAAGUCAAAGUCCUAACAGAAAAAAUUGCAAUUUUAGAAGCCAGAGAUAAGCAGAAAACUGCUGAAAUUUCAUCAAUUAAAAAUUUGUUAGAUUUGCAGACAAAAAGAGAAAAAAUGCUAAUUGAUAGGACAGAUAAGCUGGAAGAUGCUGUAAAAAAGGCUGAAAGUUUGCUAAUUACAUUAGAUCACUCUUUUGCAGAAAUGGUAGCUUUAAAUAAUCAAGGACAGCUUAGAGGAUUGACUAAAGAAAGAAUUGAAGAAAUUUCCCAAAGAAAAAAAAGGCAUCAGGAAUCACUUGUAAAAUUAAGAGAUUUUUAUAUGAAAAACGUCAAAGAGCCUGAAGAAAACGAUAAACAAAUUGAUGAAAAUGCAGAAGAAUCGCAAGAAGAUAAAGACAGCUUGCAGGACUCUUUGGAAGAAGAUUAA
Blepharisma stoltei is the source of this 1713-nucleotide messenger RNA. NCBI's taxonomy places the organism in Eukaryota, Ciliophora, Heterotrichea, Heterotrichida, Blepharismidae. The record is from the annotation of a GenBank genome assembly.